AUGAUUUUAAACUCCUUCUUUCCAAAGAAAAUAGAGCAAGAGAUCCUAUAUCUACUAAAUGAAACCAAAGAUCCAUCAGUAAUUAGAGAUAAGCUUACAGAGAAAUUUCCAAAUCCCUGAAUCGUAAUCAAAGGAACAGCUUUUUCUUUUAAUAUAUCAAGAGGACCUAAUAGUGGAGGAGUAUUUGAAACAGAAGAAGAUGGCUAUAGGACAAGGUUUAUUAUAUACUGUCCACCUUUUAAAGAAAGUGCACCUCCAGAAGAGGAAAAACAGCUGAAUAAUCAUCAAGUUUUGUGAACUAUUAAUGUUCAAAAGCCUUUUAAAGACGAAGAAGGCUUCAGUGAUUAUCUAAAGAAAUACAUACAAAGAUUGGAUUGCUCAAAAGGCUCAGAAACUUGUGAUGCUAUUAAAUCAAAACUCCAUUCUUUGAUGCCUAAUUUCUGGCAUGUCAUCGUUGGUGAGGAUUUUACAUGUGUGCUGUCUAAGCCUCCACCUGAAAGUGUUUUUUAUGCUAAAGCUACAAGAGAAGGGAAAAAAAUCGAUAUUGUGGCUUUUAGACAGCAGGGACUUGAAAAACAAAUAAAAGCAGAAUAUAACUGGGACUGGAUUCUAUUUCUUGCUAUGUCUUUAUGCUUAUCUGUAGGAUUAGCAGGGUAUUUUGGCUGUGAUGCUACACAAAAGUCAUGGGUUUGUGAAAACUACCAAAUGCUGCUAUAUACUGCUAUAUCUCUGGCUGUCAUUAAAAUAGCUGGAGAGAGUUUCAAGAUAAAACAGGCAAACCGAAGGCAAAGUUAA
Blepharisma stoltei is the source of this 795-nucleotide messenger RNA. The record is from the annotation of a GenBank genome assembly. Lineage: Eukaryota; Ciliophora; Heterotrichea; Heterotrichida; Blepharismidae.